AUGAAGCUCUCACCACAGCUAAUCCGCACAACUUUCACAUCCCGGGGCUUGGCGCGCCCUUUCGUCUUGCUAGUCCAUGUUAAUCAACGCUCUAUUACCCCGCAAACAUCCUCCUUUUUCACCCUCCCAUCCUCUCGCAGUCACUUGCAUCGCCCAUCAUCAUCAUCAUCAUCAUCAUCAUCAUCAACAACAACAACAACCCACCACCCCACUCACUCCAUCCACGCCACAAUGCAAAUAUCCUGCCAAUGCACCUCCAUCUCCUUCCCCAUAACAGGCCCCCUCCUGGAUCUCUACCACUGCCACUGCCUAGAAUGCCAAAAGCAAUCCUCCUCCGCCUUCGGCACCUCAGCCAUCUUCCCCUCUUCCUCGUUCACCAUCCCGACCGAGAUGCAAUCCAAACUGUCAAAGUGGACACGCCCAACCAAAGAAGGCAGAACGAUGGACUGUUACUUUUGCAGGGAAUGCGGGUGCCGGAUCUACCACCAUAUCCGUGAAGCUGAUGGGACGCUCAGGGGUACUGUUUCUGUCAAGGGAGGGGUGAUUGAGGGUUUGGAGUGGAAAGGGUCAAAACAUAUUUACACGAUGAGCGCGGUGGUGGAGAUACCUGAGGGUGUCGAGAGGUUUGAGGCGGCGCCGGGGGAGAUGGUUGGACGCCGGGUUGAAUCAAAGUAG
Messenger RNA from Podospora pseudocomata, 675 nucleotides. RefSeq lists its product as uncharacterized. The transcript has a single exon. NCBI's taxonomy places the organism in Eukaryota, Fungi, Ascomycota, Sordariomycetes, Sordariales, Podosporaceae. The record is from RefSeq and is a predicted model, not a curated record. Bases 1 to 675 code for a protein of 224 amino acids. Gene Ontology annotation, molecular function: carbon-sulfur lyase activity.